Monopterus albus (swamp eel) is the source of this 842-nucleotide messenger RNA. Its product is annotated as leukocyte cell-derived chemotaxin-2-like. Bases 370 to 816 code for a protein of 148 amino acids. Lineage: Eukaryota; Metazoa; Chordata; Actinopteri; Synbranchiformes; Synbranchidae. The transcript has 3 exons. The record is from RefSeq and is a predicted model, not a curated record.
UCACAGUUUGUUUCAGACACUUUAGUUGUUUCAAAGCUGUAAAAGGUCAAACGUUCACUCUGAACACCUGGAAAAUUCAUUAAUAUGAAGCUUUAGCUGCAGUCAGACAUCCUGUGGUCGUCAGCUUUACAUGAUGCUUUCUCUGCAGUAGAAACGAUAGACUCAGAAUAAAGUCGUGUUCAGAUGUAGGUGUGUUUGCCUGCUGGUGCUCUGAGCUCUGAAUGUGUGUUGGCUUGUCAUGUUUACUGAUUGUUUUCUGGAGACAAAGGGCUGUUCGCUGACCCACAUUACAUGAACACUGGUUAACCAGUAAAUGCCAGGACUCAGUUGUGGUUGUGGGAGAAGGCCGGAGUUUGUCUCCAGCUAAUAAUGUAUGUGUUUCCAGCUGUGGUGUGUCUGUGUGAUGGCGUUAAGUUUGGCCAGCUCUGCAAUGGAAACCCUACCAACAGCAGGAGGACGAGUGACCGCUGGGGACAGGGACACUACGGAGCCAGACGAGGAAACAGGGAGCACAAAGGUCUGGACAUCAAGUGCAGUGAUGGAUCUGCCGUCUAUGCACCGUUUGACGUAACUCUCAAUGGAAGGGCCAUCCCCUACGGCGACCCCAACAAGGCUGCCAUCGACAACGGCAUCAACCUGAGAGGAAAGGGUCUGUGCUUCAAGUUGUUCUAUGUGAGUCCAGACCGAACCUCCGGGUCAGUGAGGAAGGGGCAGAGGAUCGGCACCAUGCUGCCCAUGCAGAGCGUUUACCCAGGGAUCACCUCACACGUCCACGUCCAGAUGUGCGACAGGAGCAACCCCACCCGGUACUUCUGAUCGCCUCACAGGACAUCCACAUUUCC